Messenger RNA from Ixodes scapularis (black-legged tick), 891 nucleotides. RefSeq names its product sulfotransferase ssu-1. The record is from RefSeq and is a predicted model, not a curated record. The transcript has a single exon. Gene Ontology annotation, cellular component: cytoplasm. NCBI's taxonomy places the organism in Eukaryota, Metazoa, Arthropoda, Arachnida, Ixodida, Ixodidae. Gene Ontology annotation, molecular function: sulfotransferase activity. The coding region runs from base 1 to 891 and encodes 296 amino acids. Gene Ontology annotation, biological process: sulfation.
AUGGUGUCCCGCCAGGUGUACAGAGAAGUCGAAGGCCUUCACCUCAGUCAGUUCUACUCCGACCAGAACAUCCGCGCAGCACUGGCCUACGAGCCCCGUCCGCACGACAUCUUUGCCGUGAGUUACCCCAAGUGCGGAAUCACAUGGCUGCAGUACCUCGUGUUCAGCAUCUUCAGCGGCGGCAUUCCUCCUCAAAGCGCCGAAGAAUUCUGUUCGAGGACACCCUUCCUGGCGGUCACCGACAUCGAGCGGAUCAGGAGGAUGCCUCGACCGGGAAGCAUCAGGACGCAUUUCCCGUUCCAAAGUCAGCCUUACUCGAGGCAGGCCAAGUACUUGUAUAUUGCUAGGAAUCCUUACGACUGUUGCGUUUCGUGCUACCACCACACGAGAGCUCUUCCGGUCUACCUCUUCGAGGACGGGACCUUCGACGAGUUCUUGGAGAUGUUCGUCGAGGGAGACGUGGAGUGUGGCGACUACUUCGACCAUCUGCUGUCGUGGUACGAGCACCGACACGACCACAACGUCCUCUUCCUGACUUACGAAGCCCUCCAGAAGGACACAGAGAGUUGUGUGCUUAAGAUUGCCGAUUUCUUGGGGGGCAAAUACAGCGAAAGGCUGCGAAGGGACAGGAGGCUCGUUUCCCGAAUCUCGACGAUGUCUAACGUCGAAAUAAUGAGGCGAAUGUUUAGCAGGAUAUUCGAGAUGGCUUUCGAAGGUCCUUUGCUCACACGGAGAGGAAGUCAGGAUGUGGAUAGUGUCACGCAGCCGAUAACAGGACAAUGGAGGAGCCAUUUUUCGCCGAAACAGGUGGAAAAAAUGAAAAUGUGGAUACGUCUUAAAACUGCAGGAAGUGACGUAAUGCAGUUGUGGACUGACGACGACGUUCCGUGA